Molecule: messenger RNA, 3061 nt
Organism: Scleropages formosus (Asian bonytongue)
Lineage: Eukaryota; Metazoa; Chordata; Actinopteri; Osteoglossiformes; Osteoglossidae
Gene: tmem181
Product: transmembrane protein 181
Exons: 18
Coding region: 189-1754 (521 amino acids)
Molecular function (GO): toxic substance binding
Source: RefSeq, a predicted model, not a curated record
CGCUCGCCCACGUAGCGCUCUCCGCGGUGCUGAACGCUGGUCACGCGGCGCGGCGCGCGCUCCCGUCGCUCCCGCUCUCCAGCCGCCUCUGUCUAUCUGUCUUUUUUGUUUUUUUGUUUUUUUUUUUUUUUCUUUUUUGUGCCGUGGGAUCCGCGGAAGAAAACGGACGGAGGGGAGCGAGCGGGGGGAUGGAGCGGGAUCCGGGGUCCGAGAGGCCGCUCUUGGCGGAGCUCAAGUGUUUGUGCCGGAGGAUCGAGGAGGCGAUUAAAGAGCUGAAGGAGGAUCUGACGCCAUGGAGGGACGAGCGCUUCUACAGGCUCGCCCCGAUGCGCCUCUACACGCUCUCCAAGCGACACUUUGUGCUCGUGUUCGUGGUUUUCUUCGUCUGCUUCGGUCUCACCGUCUUCAUCGGCAUCGCAGGUCCUAAUGUGAUUGAUGAGCGCAAGGCCACAAGUUUCUCUACCAACAGCUCCCAAAAGACGGGCCCCUUCAACUUGGCGUCUCCGUCCUUGUCCACCUACAACCAGCAGCUGUGGCUCACCUGUCAGAUCGAGCUGGACCAGACGCACGGUGUGGACUUCACUCAGCAUGUGGAGAUCAUCGUGGACCUGAAGGGUGUGAUGCAGGAUGCCAGCGUGACCCCCAUCAGUCCCAGGGUGCACCAGCGGUCCCGCACCCUGCACUGUAGAGAUACGUGUGACGAGAUCAUCGUGGUGCACCUGGGCUAUCUGAACUACACGCAGUACCAGAUCAAAGUGACCUUCGAAGGCCUGCAGAACCUGACAUUCAGCGUGCGGGAUGUGACCUUCAUGUGGAAGCUCUACAACCCCUCGUUCUCCCAGGUGGAGAUCUGGUUUCGCUUCGUUUUUGUCGUCCUGACCUUCAUGGUCACGUGCGUGUUUGCCCACUCGCUGCGGAAGUUCUCCAUGCGGGACUGGGGCAUCGAGCAGAAGUGGAUGUCGAUUCUUCUGCCGUUGCUGCUUCUCUACAACGACCCCUUCUUCCCGCUGUCCUUCCUGGUCAACAGCUGGUUCCCCGGCACCCUGGACACGCUGUUCCAGGCCAUGUUUCUGUGCGCGCUGCUGCUGUUUUGGCUCUGCGUCUACCAUGGUAUCCGCGUUCAGGGGGAGAGGAAAUGCCUCACCUUCUAUCUGCCCAAGCUGCUCAUCGUGGGGCUGCUGUGGCUCUCUGCCAUCACCCUGGGGAUCUGGCAAACGGUCAACGAACUGCACGACCCCACAUACCAGUACAAGGUGGAUAUCAGAAACUUCCAGGGUAUGAAGAUCUUCUUUGUGAUGGUGGUGUGCGUCUACGUCCUCUACCUGAUCUUCCUCAUUGUGAGAGCCUGCUCGGAGCUCAAGAACAUGCCGUACAGCGAUCUUCGACUCAAGUUUCUCACUGGACUUACCUUCAUCGUGCUGAUAAUCAGCGUCGUCAUCCUCUACCUGCGCUUUGGUGCCAAGCUGCUGCAAGACAACUUUGUCGCGGCUCUUUCUACACACUACAAGAACUCUGCUGAAUUUCUGUCUUUCUACGGCUUACUCAACUUCUACCUGUACACUUUAGCUUUUGUGUACUCGCCAUCAAAGAAUGCGCUCUACGACUCGCAGCUAAAAGACAAUCCUGCUUUCUCCAUGCUGAACGACUCAGAAGAUGAAGUUAUUUACGGGAGCGAUUAUGAGGAGAUGCCCCUGCAGAACGGACGUGCCAUCAAAGCCACGGCAAAGUACCAGGACGAGAGUGACAGCGACUGAUUGGCCAUCAUGUUCUGAAGUUUUAACCAUUGUGAUUUUUGACGUUCCAUGAGCUUCGUCAACACACUUCCUGUGCAGGGUUUGCUGCUCCAAGAGGUACUCACUUGUUUUUCAUGAUCCCAUCCACAGUGCUGCUUUACACUCCAGCUUUCAGUUCCCGUUUGGCUCAGAACCGGUGUACAAAAAUUGUUUACUGCAUUUUACAUUUUUUCCCAAGGCCUGAGGAAACAGAAAAAUUACUUUUAAAUCACAUUCUGCAAGUCACUUUAAGUGCCAUGUUUUUGUUUUUCUUUUGUGAAAAAAUAUGGAUAUCUUCUCUGAAGUGUGUUGCUCUUCCCAACAGAAUUUCGUAUGUAGUUAAACCGAUUAUUAGUGGUCUUCAUUUCAAUAUUUUAAGUAUUGAAAAUGUUAUGUGUUACCUGUGGCAGCUUCUAGGUUCAUAGGAGAAACGUUUGCUUUCCAACGUCAACAUCUCCCUGGCACCUUGUAAACGGGGAUUCUCAGCUGGUGAAACCCUGUCCACUCACUUCCACAUUUGAAAAAAGGGAAUUCUGAUGCCUCCUGAUUUUGUAAAACUCCAACCUGCAAUAUCUUGAAGACAAUUUGACUUUGAUGUUAAAUGUUUUCAUCAAAUAUUCUUUAUUCCGUACAGAUCUGCCAAUUUUGGUUUUCCUCUGAAAUUUCAUUUUUCUAAGUGUACUUUAGCAUUUUGAUAUGUUAAUACUCAAGAAUGCAUACGAAACAAUUUAACAUGACCCUAAAUUACAAAAAUCUGUAUAAUUAACAGGAUUUUAUCAGUGUACCUGAAUGCAUAUUUUUACUUGACUAAGAUGCUAUUAGUACAAAUAAGCCACAAAUGUUACUCAGCUAAAGAUGAUUCACCCCCCCCCCAACUUUUCUUUCUUACUGUUAGAUAAAAUGCCAAGAUAAUAUUGGAUAAAGGGGAGAACUAAGACUGAGAUUUGAGUUCUACAUACAUUUUUUUUUUAACUCCAGUUUGAGGGGUUGCAUAAACAGUAGGACUGAUUUGAAAAAUGUUGUGCCUUGCUUUAAAUAAUGUAAAUAACACCUCUGCAUUACUAAUGUCCUACAACUUGUGUACAUAAUUUGGUAUUGAGUGUUCUGUUUCAUGGAAACUGUGCAAAGUAUCUACUGUAAAAAAGGUUAAGGUUUCAUUGCAGUUCAGACUUAAUAAAAUGUUUGACGAACAUGGGAAUGCUGUUUGCAGUAUAUAUUAAAAGUUAUACUGUGUACAUAGCCAACUGUCAUCACUUUGUAGAUUGGAAAAAUGACAAAUGUCCAUAAAG